Phodopus roborovskii (desert hamster) is the source of this 2025-nucleotide messenger RNA. Its product is annotated as anthrax toxin receptor-like. Gene Ontology annotation, cellular component: membrane. Gene Ontology annotation, molecular function: signaling receptor activity. The transcript has 17 exons. The coding region runs from base 223 to 2025 and encodes 600 amino acids. Lineage: Eukaryota; Metazoa; Chordata; Mammalia; Rodentia; Cricetidae. The record is from RefSeq and is a predicted model, not a curated record.
GGAAAGAACUAUGCAGGCAGUGAGAGGCAGGGUACCCCCAGAGCAGUUAUGUCCCCGGCCCCUAUACUCUGAGGCCACCAAGUGGACAGCAGCAGUGAGCAUUGGUGAGAAGGCACAAGGGCUAUCGUCCCUAAGUCCAGGCAGUGGCAGCAGCAACAGAGAAGGAAGUCAGAGGUGGCCUGUGGUCCACCUCUCUGGGACCUUACAAAGACCACCAAGAAAAUGCUGGGCUGCUGCCCCCAGAUACCUCAAUCUGUGUCCCUCCUGUUUGCGUUACUUCCAUCACUGCUCAGCACGGGGAACUCCCUGUACCAGUACCCUGACUGGGAAUACUACCCUGGGCUGGGCUUAGGCUCCAGAAAUUUCCACCACCAUGAAGACCAGAACCUAAGACAUAGGUGGCAUCGAAGGAAUUCGAAGGAGGAACCAUGCCAGGCCACCCCUGACAUCUACUUUGUCCUGGAUAAGUCUGACAGCAUGUUACAUGCCUGGGUGCACUUUAACAAGUUCGUGGUGGAUAUGGUGCAGAGGCUGUCAAACCAGGAUCUGCGAGUGUCCCUCAUCACCUUCUCCUGUAAGGGCACCACCAUCCUGCCCAUCACUGGAGACAGGGAAGAAAUCCAUAAGGGUCUUAAAAGACUGAAGUAUAGCAUUCCUGCAGGACGUGAACAUGUUUACAGAGGACUGUGGAACGCAAAUAAGCAGAUAAUAAAGGUCAACUCGGGAGGUGUCCAGCGUCCCAGCAUGAUUAUCUCCUUGCUCAACAGCCCUCUGGAUGAUGAUACCUAUAAGUACUCGAUGGGGGAGGCUGAUGAUGCUAGGAAAAUGGGAGCAUCUGUAUACACUGUGGGUGUGGGCCACUCAAAGAAAGCGCAGGUAGUAGGACUUGCAGACAAACCAGAAAAUGCAUUUGCAAAUAAGAAAGCUGAACACCUGAAGGACCUCAUUUUCCCACUAGCUUCCAAGGCCUGUCCGUCCCUUAAAUCUUCAGAUACAAGUAUUAUAUGCAUCAGAGAAUCAAACCCUGUGGUACUUCGUGGAUAUGGCUUUGACUUUGUCAUGCAUAAAGAGGAGGUUAUUUGCAGGUUCUAUUUAAGUGACAUAGAUGGGAGUUUCAGAGAUGUAAAAGCCAUCAAUUUAACCAAGACUACCGUUACUUGCCCUGGACCAAUCGUGGAGUUACCAGGAAAAGUGAUCUAUGUUCUACUCAGCCUGGACAAUGGAAGAAACUUCAUGAAUAACAAUGUAUUCGUUGCCAGCAAGCCAUGUGGUGCAGUCCUCUACACAGUGCAAACCACCACCACUACAACCACUAGGAGGCCCACAACUAAAACAACACGUACGACAACUACAACGACCACCACAACCCCUUCUACCACAACAACUACAACUACCACGACAACGCUACCAAUGGCCACUGAAAGCCCCGCCACCAUCCCAUUGGUCACAGAGGAACUGAAGCCAAGCAGUGAUAAAUUCAUUUUCGCCCCUAUUCUCCUGGCCCUGCUGCUGACUCUGUUGCUGAUUGGUUGUUUCUGGCAGCUGUGCUGCCUUCCCCCUGUCGAGGAGCUGCCCCCACCUAAGCCCCAACCACAGCCCAAAGAGAAGAAAGAGCUCUCUGCUCUAGUGUCUCCCCCAGCACCAGCACCAGCCGUAAAUCCGUCUCCUAUUGUGAUCGUCUGCUGCUGCACCUGUGGGGGCCUGUGUGUGAGCAGGGACACAGAGGGCAAUGUGAUUGUUUGCAACUGCAACCACCUAAGCUGCCACCAGUUGCCAUUGAUGUGGCCUCAGUCUGCUGACCAGGGGCAGUACACCAAUGUUGACCUCAUGAAGGCUCUCUGUGCUCAGGAAACCUGUGGCCCCAGGGUCAGCCUGCCGCCUAGCCAAGAGUAUCUGCCUCUAGAGUCCUGCCCACAGGGCCACCACUUUCCAGGCAUCUGCUCCAGGCUUCCAUCGAGGUCACAGCUGCUCAUCAGUCCUUCCUGGGUCCCCAGAGCCCGGCUGUCACUCCCACCUAUGAAGUGA